AUGGAGGAGAGGAAGGAGGAGGGAGAAGCUGAAAUCCAAGAGCACGGCCCCGAGCACUGGUUCUCGAAAUGGGAACGGCAGUGUUUAGCAGAGGCUGAACAAAAUAAUCCAAACGAAGAGGAAACAGAGCAAAGUCAACAAAAGCUGUGGCACCUCUUUCAGAACUCCGCUACGGCUGUGGCUCAGCUCUACAAAGAUCGAGUAUGUCAACAACAAGGCCUCUCCCUCUGGGUGCCCUUCCAAAAUGCAGCUACAGCAGUCACUAACCUCUACAAAGGCAAGUUUUUUGUAUUGUUGACCAUUGCCAGUUUAAUGAAAACAAACUAUUCUUUUGUGCUAUCAGAAAGUAUGGAAGCCCACCAGCGCAGCUAUGACUUAGGCAUUCAUUUAGGCUACCAGCGCAGGAAUAAGGAGGUGAUUGCUUGGGUGAAGAAAAGACGAAGAACUAUCAGACGAGAAGACCUCAUUAGCUUCCUUUGUGGCAAAACUCCACCUCCACGGACAGCUCGCACCCCGCCCAAAGUUGCCAUGGUCUCUGCAAGCCGAUCAUCUCCUCCAGAGACGGACAACUCUGCCGAGACCGACCUGCAGCCCUUCAGAGAGGCCAUAGCCCUCCAUGGCCUCAGCGGUGCCAUGGCCAGCAUUUCUGUGCGCUCUGGUCCUCCUGGUUCCCCAACUCACCCUGCCCAGUCUCUCAGUCGUCGUAGGAACGGUCUUCACGACAUGGACCUCAACACCUUCAUUGCUGAGGAGAUGGCACUUCAUUUAGAUUCUGCUGCCAGUCGUAAACGCGGCUCUGCACCCUGUAGUGACGUCAUCACAGACUCACCCACUCAUAAACGUAACAGGAUGCUCUGA
Menidia menidia (Atlantic silverside) is the source of this 858-nucleotide messenger RNA. NCBI's taxonomy places the organism in Eukaryota, Metazoa, Chordata, Actinopteri, Atheriniformes, Atherinopsidae. The record is from the annotation of a GenBank genome assembly.